CUGGUGGAUGGUUCCUGGAGCAUCGGACGCAUCAACUUCAGGCUGGUUCGGACCUUCCUGGAAAACCUGGUCCGGGCCUUCUCUGUGGAGUUCGACAAGACGAGGAUCGGCCUGGCUCAGUACAGUGGAGACCCCAGGAUCGAGUGGCAUCUAAAAACUCACACCACCAAAGCGGCUGUGAUAGACGCUGUGAAAAACCUGCCGUAUAAAGGAGGGAACACACUAACAGGUUUGGCUCUGACCUUUAUCCUGGAGAACAGUUUCAAAGCAGAAUCUGGCUCCAGACCUGGGGUCCCAAAAAUAGGAAUCCUCAUCACGGAUGGGAAGUCUCAGGACGAUGUGAUCCCCCCCGCACAGAGUCUGAAGGAUGCUGGGAUUGAACUGUUUGCCAUUGGUGUUAAAAACGCCGACGAGAACGAGCUGAAGGCCAUCGCGUCGCCUCCUGAGGAAACCCACGUCUACAACGUGGCGGACUUCAGCGUGAUGAGCGACAUCGUGGAAGGCCUCACCAAGACCGUCUGUGACCGCGUGGAUCAGCUCGACAAACAGAUUAAAGAGGGAGGAGAACCGGCCCCCCCUCCCAGCGCCAUCUCUCCCCCUCGUGACCUCGUGACAUCCGAGAUUACAGCUCGCAGCUUCCGUGUGACAUGGACCCACCCUCAAGGCCAAGUGGAGAAAUACCGGGUGGUCUACUACCCCGCCAGUGGAGGACAACCAGAAGAAAAAGUGGUCCAGGGGACGGUGAACAGCGUGGAGCUGAGCUACCUAAACUCCCUGACGGAGUACCAGGUGGCUGUUUUUGCCAUCUACCGCAGCUCCGCCAGCGAGGCCCUGAGAGGAAGCGCCACCACACUGGCCCUGCCCAUGGUGAACGACCUGGAGCUGUUUGAUAUCACUCACAGCACCAUGARGGUCCGCUGGAAGACCGCCGCCGGGGCUUCAGGGUACAUGAUCCUGUACGCCCCGCUGACCGAGGAGGAAUCUGGAGAUGAGAAGGAGGUGAAGGUGGCAGACACUGUGAAUGAGGUGGAGCUGGAGGGACUGACUCCAGCUACCGAGUACACGGUAACAGUUUAUGCCAUGUAYGGAGAGGAGGCCAGUGACCCCAUGACCAGCCAGCAGACCACAUUACCGCUGAUCCCAGCAAGGAACCUCCAGUUCUCAGAGGUGGACCACAGCUCCGCCCGGCUCACCUGGGACUCUGCCAACAGGUUGGUGAGAGGCUACCGCAUCAUGUACGUCAAAACCAAGGGGGUCCAGACCAACGAGGUGGAUGUUGGAAAGGUGACGACCUACGUUCUUAAGAACCUGACCUCCCUGACGGAGUACACAGCUGGCGUCUUUGCCAUCUACGAUGAAGGAGAAGCUGAAGCUGUGACUGAGAGCUUCACCACAAAGACCGUCCCAGACCCGCUGGACCUGACGAGUAGCGACAUCUUCUCAGACAGCUUCAGGGUGUCCUGGAGGCACCCGGCAUCCGAUGUGGUUCUGUACCGACUCAUCUGGACCUCCACCGAUGGAGGAGACAGUGAGGAGGCUCUGGUGGACGGUAAUGUGAACACCUACCUGAUAAAAGGACUCAGCCCCGACUCAGAGUACGAAGUCCUCCUGGCUGCCAUCUAUGGGAACGAGGUUGAGAGCGAUGAGGUGGUCCUCAUAGAAACCACAGCUAAAAGAACAACUACUGUUGCUACAACAACCACAGUAGUAGCAGCUCCUCGGUACGGGGUGAAGAAUAUAAGGAUUGAUGAAGAAACCACAUUUAGUAUGCGGGUGUCGUGGCAGCCUGUGGACUCCAGAAACGUCCGUCAUUAUCGACUGACCUACAUCAGCGCAAAGGGAGACAGAGCCGAAGAGACAAGGACGGUGCCCGUUGGUCAGAACAGCCUGACUCUGCAGCCUCUCCUGUCAGACACAGAGUACAAAGUCUCCAUCACUCCUGUUUACACCGAGGGAGACGGAGCGGCUGCUUCACAACAGGGACGCACACUUCCUCUUUCGGCUCCAAAGAACCUGCGAGUCUCGGAGGAAUGGUACAACCGCUUCCGGAUCAGCUGGGACAUCCCACCUUCACCCACCAUGGGGUACAGGGUGGUCUACCAGCCUCUGUCUGCCCCUGGGUCGGCUCUGGAGACCUUUGUGGGGGAAGACGUGAGCACCAUGCUGAUUGUGAACCUGCUGAGUGGGACAGAGUACAGUGUCAAGGUCAUCGCCUCCUACACCACCGGGUCCAGCGAGGCUCUGUCAGGAAGGGCCAAGACCUUGUACCUCGGGGUGACUAACCUGAGCACAUACCAAGUGAGGAUGUCCAGCGUGUGUGCUCAGUGGCAGCCUCACCGACACGCCAGCACAUACAGAGCGGUUCUUCAGUCUGCUGUCGGUGGCCAGAAGCAGGAGACCAGGCUGGGCGGAGGAGCCAACAGGCACUGUUUUAACAACCUGAAGCCCAACAUGGAGUAUAAGAUCAGUUUGUACGCUCAGCUGCAGGACGGGACUGAAGGUCCUGCAGUCACAGCAUCAGUGAAAACACUACCGGCCCCGACCCCAGCGCCCGUCAAACCCCCCACCACCACGCCGCUGCCCACCAUCCCCGCUGCCAAGGAAGUUUGUAAGGCAGCCAAAGCAGACCUGGUCUUCCUGGUCGACGGCUCCUGGAGCAUCGGUGACGAGAACUUCCUGAAGAUCAUCCGGUUCCUGUACAGCACCGUCGGAGCUCUGGAUCGGAUCGGCCCAGAUGGCACACAGGUGGCCAUUGCCCAGUUCAGUGACGACGCCCGGACCGAGUUCAAGCUGAACUCGUACAGCAACAAGGAGCGCCUGCUGGAAGCCAUCAACAAGAUCAGCUACAAGGGAGGAAACACAAAAACAGGACGAGCCAUCCAGCACGUGAAGGAAAACAUAUUCACGGCUGAGGGAGGCGUCAGGAGGGGGGUCCCCAACGUCCUCGUGGUCCUAACUGAUGGUCGAUCCCAGGAUGACGUCAAUAAAGUCUCCAAAGAGAUGCAGAUGGAAGGUUACAUUGUGUUUGCCAUCGGUUUUGCGGAUGCCGACUAUGGGGAGCUGGUGAGCAUCGCCAGCAAGCCGAGCGACAGACACGUCUUCUUCGUGGACGACCUGGACGCCUUCCAGAGGAUUGAGGAGAAGCUGGUGACCUUUGUGUGCGAGGCUGCGACCGCCACUUGUCCAUCAGUACGAAUGAGUGGCAGUACAACUCCAGGUUUCCGUAUGAUGGAGCUGUUCAGCCUGGUUGAGGAUCAAUACAACAGCAUCUCCGGUGUUUCCAUGGUUCCUGGCACUUUUAAUACAUUCCCCUGUUUCCACCUGCACAGCAAUGCUCUGCUGGCUCAGCCAACCAAGUUCAUCCAUCCUGAGGGGCUGCCCUCUGACUACACCAUCACUCUGCUGUUCAGACUGCUGCCCGACACACCRGAGGAGCCCUUCGCACUCUGGGAGAUCCUCAACAAGGACAACGAUCCGCUGACCGGAGUCAUCCUGGACAAUGGAGGAAAAACACUGACUUUCUUCAACAACGAUUACAGGGGAGACUUUCAGACAGUCACCUUUGAAGGGCCAGAAAUUAAAAAGCUGUUCUUCGGCAGCUUCCAUAAGCUUCACAUUGCGAUCAGCAAAACCAAUGCCAAAGUGUUCAUCGACUGCAAAAUGGUGGCCGAGAAACUCGUCAACGCGGCAGGAAACAUCACCACGGACGGAACCGAAGUUCUGGGCCGGAUGGUUCGCUCCCGAGCCAACAAGGAGAACUCUGCACCG
Messenger RNA from Austrofundulus limnaeus, 3768 nucleotides. RefSeq names its product collagen alpha-1(XIV) chain. Gene Ontology annotation, molecular function: protein binding. Gene Ontology annotation, cellular component: interstitial matrix. The record is from RefSeq and is a predicted model, not a curated record. NCBI's taxonomy places the organism in Eukaryota, Metazoa, Chordata, Actinopteri, Cyprinodontiformes, Rivulidae.